Messenger RNA from Chelonus insularis, 4256 nucleotides. It is a transcript of the gene Pfas, whose product is annotated as phosphoribosylformylglycinamidine synthase. Gene Ontology annotation, biological process: 'de novo' IMP biosynthetic process. The record is from RefSeq and is a predicted model, not a curated record. The transcript has 3 exons. The coding region runs from base 198 to 4163 and encodes 1321 amino acids. Lineage: Eukaryota; Metazoa; Arthropoda; Insecta; Hymenoptera; Braconidae. Gene Ontology annotation, molecular function: phosphoribosylformylglycinamidine synthase activity.
AUAGCAAAAUCAUCCUCUCAGAUGUAUAUAUAUUAUUUACAAAUGCUUGGUUUUAAUGUAACAAUCAGGAUAUUUAUAAGAUAUUUUAAUUAGUCUCUCGUGUUUGUUAGACACUAGAAAUUAGUAAAUUUGUAGAUUGAUUUUUUUUGUUAAAAUUUGAGAUAUACAUUGAUUAAUUCAUCAUUUUAGUUAUCAACAUGGUCAUCUACAGAUUUUUUAAAUCUCCGGGCUUACUAACAGGAAAGCUAUCAUCAAAGCUAGAAGCAAUCUCCCAAAUUUCACCAUUAAUCAGCGACCUGGAAUCAGAGUUAUGCUAUUAUAUCGAAAGCUCAUCACCACUAACAGAUAAAGAAUUGGAUAUAAUUAAGUUUGUACUCAAUUCACCAUUCAAAUCUUCAGACUUUCAAGUUUCAAGCAAUUUGAACCCAUCAAAGCAUGAUUUAAUAAUCGAAAUAGGACCAAGAUUAAAUUUUUCAACAGCAUUUUCUAGUAACGCUGUGUCAAUAUUUAAAUUCACGAAAUUGGACAAAAUAUCUCGAGUCGAAGCAGCCACACGAUACCUUGUAAAAUGUCAAAAUUCAAUAAAAGGUGUUCUGGAAGAGCAAAUAGUUAAUGCUUUGCACGAUAAAAUGACAGAGUGCCGCUACUUAAAACCUCUGGAAACAUUUGAUCAUGGUUUUAAACCAGAAAAUUGGUACGAAGUUGAUAUAUUAAAACAUGGACGACAAGCUCUAGAGCAAGUAAGUGCAACAUUAGGACUUGCAUUUGAUGAUUGGGAUCUAGAUUAUUAUACUAAUUUGUUUAAGAAUGUUUUAAAAAGAAACCCAACUAGUGUGGAAUGUUUUGAUUUAGCUCAGUCUAAUAGUGAACAUAGUCGUCAUUGGUUUUUUCGUGGAAAAAUGAUCAUUGACGGUGAAGAACAACGAGAAACCCUGUUUAGCAUGAUCCAAGAUACUCAAAGCUGGACAAACGGUAAUAAUGUAAUCAAGUUUAGUGAUAAUAGUAGUGCUAUUAAAGGUUUUCGAGCACGGACUAUAAUUCCAAGCCAAACCCAUCAAGCUAGUAAUUUUAAAUUCGAUGACAUCGAACGACAUUUGAUUUUUACUGCUGAAACACACAACUUUCCGACUGGAGUAGCACCUUUUAGUGGAGCAACAACUGGAACAGGAGGAAGAAUUCGAGAUAUUCAAGGUUGUGGACGUGGAGGUUAUUAUAUUGCUGGAACUGCUGGAUAUUCUGUAGGAAAUCUUCUGAUUCCAGGCUAUGAUUUACCUUGGGAAGAUAAAAAUAGUUCAUAUCCAUCUAAUUUUGCUUCUCCUUUAGAAAUAAUUAUUGAAGCAAGUAAUGGAGCAUCAGAUUAUGGUAAUAAAUUUGGAGAACCAGUUAUUGGUGGUUUCGCUAGAACGUUUGGAAUGACUUACAAAGAAACACGAACAGAAUGGAUUAAACCAAUUAUGUUCAGUGGAGGAGUGGGAAUGGUAGAUGCUGAUAUGACGAAUAAAUUAGUACCAGAAAAGGGGAUGGAGGUGAUUAAAAUUGGUGGCCCUGUUUACAGAAUCGGUGUAGGAGGUGGUGCAGCUUCUUCAGUUGUUGUCCAAGGCGACAAUAAAUCAGAACUUGAUUUUGGAGCAGUUCAGAGAGGUGAUCCAGAAAUGGAGCAGAAAUUAAACCGAUUAAUAAGAGCUUGUACAGAAAUGGGAUCCGUGAAUCCAAUACUUAGCAUACAUGACCAAGGUGCUGGAGGCAAUGGUAAUGUACUAAAAGAACUCGUAGAACCAGCUGGAGCUGUUAUUUUUACUAAAAAGUUUGAACUUGGUGAUCCUAGCAUAAGCACGAUGGAACUCUGGGGAGCAGAAUAUCAAGAAAAUGAUGCCAUUUUAUGUAAAGAACAGGAUAUUGAUAUCCUUAAGUCUAUAGCAAAUCGUGAAAAAUGUCCAAUUAAUUUUGUUGGUAAAGUAACUGGAUCAGGAAAAAUUGUUUUAUCUGAAGAAGCUGAUUGUGAUGCUUCUAAAUAUCUUCAAAAUAAUCAAAAUACUAAUAUUAGACAUCCUGUGGAUUUAGAUUUAGAGUUAGUACUCGGAAAAAUGCCUCAAAAAGUGUUUAGAAUGAAUAGAGAAACUAUAGUUCUUGAACCAGUUAAAUUGCCAGCUAACUUAGAUAUCGGUAAAGCACUGGAGCGAGUGUUAAGAUUGCCAUCGGUUGCAAGCAAACGCUAUUUAACAAAUAAAGUUGAUAGAUGUGUAACUGGAUUAAUUGCUCAACAACAAUGUGUUGGGCCCCUUCAUACUCCUUUAGCUGAUGUAGCUGUGACUGCUAUAUCUCAUUUCUCAUUGGAAGGAAUUGCUACGUCAAUUGGAGAACAGCCGAUAAAAGGCAUGGUUAAUGUAGCUGCUGGAGCACGAAUGACAGUAAUUGAGGCAAUUUCUAAUAUGGUUUUUGCUAAAAUUAGUGAUAUUAAAGACAUAAAAUGCAGUGGAAAUUGGAUGUGGGCAGCUAAACUACCUGGAGAAGGUGCUAAAUUAUAUGAUGCAUGCCGAGAAAUGUGUAUACUUAUGAACAAGCUUGGAAUUGCAAUAGAUGGUGGUAAAGAUUCUCUCAGUAUGGCUGCUAGAGUAAAAAAUGACAUAGUUAAAUCACCUGGAACAUUAGUCGUUUCUUGUUAUGCGCCGUGUCCAAAUAUCAAACACGUUGUGACUCCAGAUCUUAAGUAUCCCAGUCAAGGUAAAAAAGGAGCACUAGUAUUUGUUGAUUUAUCGCAAGGAAAAAGUCGAAUUGGUGGAACUGCUCUUGCACAAGUGUUUAAUCAACUUGGAGAUAGUGUUCCUGAUGUUGAAAAUGCGGAAUGCAUAAUAAGAGCUUUUAACGUAACCCAAAGACUGAUAUAUUCAGGCUUAAUUCUUGCUGGACAUGAUGUGAGUGAUGGUGGACUGAUUGUUUGUCUUUUGGAAAUGGCUUUUGCUGGAUUAUGUGGUUUACAGAUUGAUGUAAAACAUAAGUCAUGUGAUCCUAUUAAUAUUCUUUUCGCUGAAGAAGUUGGAUGGGUUUUAGAAGUAAAUACGGAUGAUUUGGAUCACGUUUUAAAAAUGUUUGAAAACGACAAAGUGCCAGCAUUUCAUGUAGGAUCAUCUGAAGGGUUAGGAAUGUCUUCUGAAAUUAUGAUUAAAGUCAGAGGUGAUCAACUUUUCAAAUCACAGCUUUUGAAGAUGAUGAAAAUGUGGGAAGAAACUAGUUAUGAAUUGGAAAAACGUCAAACUAAUAUUCAAUGUGCAAUGGAAGAAUUUAAUAUGUUGGAAAAUAGAAAGAUUCCAUGUUAUAAAUUGAAUUUUAAUCCUGAUAUUGUAGCUCCGAUUGUCGAGCAAGCAUAUUUGCGCAGCCAAACUCGAGUCGCUGUUAUCAGAGAAGAAGGAAUUAAUGGAGAUCGAGAAAUGGCUGCAUCUCUGGCAAAAGUUGGUUUUGAAGUUUGGGACGUAACAAUGCAGGAUCUUUUGAAACAAGUUGUGACUUUGGAUCAUUUCCGAGGAGUUAUUUUCCCUGGAGGAUUUAGUUAUGCUGAUGUCUUAGGUUCUGCUAAAGGCUGGGCAGCUAGUUUACUUUUCCAUCCACUUCUUCGCAAACAACUUGAUGCUUUUGUUGAAAAACCAGACACCUUUAGUCUUGGUGUAUGUAAUGGAUGUCAGUUAAUGAGUCUACUUGGUUGGAUUGGAAGCAAACAAAAGAAUACUGAUAUUGUGUUAGAUCAUAAUAAAUCUGAGAGAUUCGAAUGUCGUUGGAGUACAGUAAAAAUUGAAAAAUCUCCAGCAAUAAUGCUUAAAGAAAUGGAAGGAAGCAUUUUAGGAGUGUGGAUUGCACAUGGAGAAGGCAGAUUUACUUUUAAAAAUGAUCAAGUUCUCAAAGAUUUAAAACAAAAUAAUUGCUUGGCAAUUAAGUACACUGAUGAUGAUGGAAUUCCUACAGAAAUUUAUCCUAUGAAUCCAAAUGGAAGUGUCGACGGUAUUGCUGGAAUAUGUUCAGUCGAUGGACGUCAUCUAGCAAUGAUGCCACAUCCAGAAAGAUGCACAGACAUGUGGCAAUGGCCUUACAUUCCUCCCAACUGGGAAAACCAAUUCUCUCCAUGGUUAAAAAUGUUCGCAAAUGCAUUUACAUGGUGUGAAUCAAACAAAUAAAUUAUUAAAUUUAUAUUUUUUACUUUAAUAAAAUUUAUAAAUAUUCUUAUAAUUUGUAUAAUAUAUAUGUAUAAUAAAUAUUAAUUUCAAAUA